Molecule: messenger RNA, 1260 nt
Organism: Alternaria postmessia
Lineage: Eukaryota; Fungi; Ascomycota; Dothideomycetes; Pleosporales; Pleosporaceae
Exons: 2
Coding region: 1-1260 (419 amino acids)
Source: RefSeq, a predicted model, not a curated record
AUGGAAGCCUUUCCCUAUAUCUCUCCACAACUCAAAUAUUCGGGCCUGACCAAGCAAGAAAGAGAGGGUCUGCCAGCAAAGGAGAAGCCCGUCACCAUGAACAAGGCUAAUUCUCCACGUACCAAGUCGGCGCAGACAGACCCUACCAAGGCGGCCAGGAAACAUGAAUCCAUGAACAAUCGCAGCUAUGCGAUUCCAUUUCCUGGAAGCAUGAACUCAUCUGAAGAUGACACACCACCCUUUCCCGACGCCGAGGUGUCUUCACUGGCGCUCGACAACAAGCCUGGUGCCCAAAUACACUACACGUACUACCCUGCAUCCAAGCCCCACGGGGGUCACCCAAACCCAUUCUCACAAACGCUGAUCGUCUUCCUAAACGGACUCAUGAUGCCAAGAAGUUCGUGGGAUCCGGCAAUGCGCAGUUUCUUAGAGAAACGGAUAGCUGGACGUCUACCGUAUCCUGCUCUAUUGAGUUACGAUAGAUACGGCCAAGGAGACUCAGAUCCCGAUCCAGACGACGAGCAUCCACCACCAUCGCACGGACAUGACGCAAUAUCUGCAGUCAAAGCACUCAAGCAAUUCACACUUCAAAUAUGGAGGGAUCACCUUGACAUCAAUAAACCUACCCACUAUCCAUGUCUCAUCUUCGUCUGCAACAGCAUCGGAUGCGCACUCGCAAGACUUUUCGCCCAGUGCUACCCAGGGACUGUGUCUGGCUUAUUGUUUCUAGACAGCAUCAUGGCCAACUCAGACUAUCAAGAUAUAUGGCCGAACCCAGAUGCGCCAGACUUCAAUCCACACACACUACCCGAAGGCGUAACUGAGGAUGAAGUACGCUCGACAAGAGAAAAAUAUAGAAGAAUGUUCCAUCCCGAUGUCCCCAGUCAAGAGGGCUUAUCAAGAAGAAAUCUCCCGCAAUUAUUACCGUACGCGGAUGCACCGAAGCUCGAAGGCUAUCUGGGCAGAGGUCCGUAUCUCACAGUUGUGGGUCAUGACUGGGAGACCUUUGCUGAGCAGUCGUACACGGGCACAAUGAAGACUCCAAAGGUGCUCACUAUGACCUAUGCCAACCCCGCUUGGCGCCGCUACAAUGAAGGUCUCUGCCAAAUCACAGAUGAAGGCAAGGCUAUCGGUCCCAUAACAGCUGUCCGGUGUGGCCACUUUAUCCAGCAGGACGACCCCAGAUUCGUGAGCGACGAAAUGGUGAGUCUGCUGGAUCGGGUAGUGAAUCGCGUUCAGCAGGUUAGCCAAAGAGACUGA